AUGGGAGAACCAGCGAAGGCUGAAACUUGGGUACGCGCGUUGGAGCGCAUCUUCAAAAGCUUAGUGUGCAACGACGAGGAGAAGAUGAUCUACGUGACGCAUCAACUGACCGGGUCCGCCGACUUUUGGUGGGAUACCAAGCUGAAGACCAUGCCCCAGGACCGAGUGGACGGAAUGACGUGGGAGGACUUCAAGGCCGAGGUAUAUGACAAAUACAUACCUAAGAGCUACCGCAAGGCAAAGGCAGCCGAAUUUUACAACCUCACUCAAGGGCGCCUGUCAGUGACCGAAUACGACCGCGCGCUUUGUGACAUGACCCGCUAUGCGCCGGAACAGACAUAUACUGACGAGAAGCUAGCUGAUAAGUUUCGUGGGGGGCUGAGACCUGAGAUUAGGAUGGCGUUGGCUGUCCGUGGGAAGCUUACGUACGCAGAGGCACUGGCCCUCGCACUGGAUGUUGAGGCGGUGAUGCCCAAUGAGAGGAGCACGGAGAACACUACGCUGGCACUACCCCCGCCACGCCCUAACCAUGAUAAGAGGAGGUGGGACGAGAGUAGGACCCACUACGACAACAAACAAUACCGCCCCGCCCCGAACCGACCGCCGUACGGAGGAGGGCAGACCUCGUUCAACCAGAGGAGCGACCCCCGGGCCAGACCACCCCAAUGCAAUGUUUGCGCCAAGUACCAUUUUGGGGAGUGUAGGGCACCGAACCCGACUAGGUGCUUCAACUGUGGAGGGAAUGGUCAUUUCUCGAGAGAGUGUCCGAGUAGGAACGUGGGAACCGGGUCGAGGCAGAACAAUCAAGGUUUCCGUUAG
Messenger RNA from Salvia hispanica, 819 nucleotides. RefSeq lists its product as uncharacterized. NCBI's taxonomy places the organism in Eukaryota, Viridiplantae, Streptophyta, Magnoliopsida, Lamiales, Lamiaceae. Gene Ontology annotation, molecular function: zinc ion binding; nucleic acid binding. The record is from RefSeq and is a predicted model, not a curated record.